CCCCAAUGACACAUCGAACCCCCACUCGGCUCACGAAAUUUAUCAAUCGACACAAUGUUGAUCAUGACAGGGGUCAGACGAGGGUUGUGGCUAAGCAUAGAGCCUGUGGCGCUCUACUAGCCGUCACCAUAGUGACACCUGGCAAAGUCCAGACAUCCAAAAAUGGCACCUGUCCACUGAAUGCUCUCGUAACCUCAUCCAACAGUCGACCACUGACUACCAGGAGGAGCACGUACUUUUUCGCACCUCCACACAUGCAUCCCACCUCUGACACAUAGCAACUGUACUUGCGUGCCAUCUUGCCCAAGCCUCAUCUCGCCCGUCCCGGCCGACCCGUCACCAUGGCUCACCUCACAGCGCCAUCCCUUCCCUCACCAACAUCCCGCCCGGGCUCCUCCUACAGCGGCAUCAAUAUCGCAUCAACGCCAUCCUCACCACCAGACCACACAGAUCGACGGUCACGGCGAUAUCCCCCCUUCUCAUCCUCCGGCUCCGGCUCCGACUCCGACUCCGACUCCGACUCCGACUCCUCACCCCUCCCCUUCCCAACAGCUCUCCCCCGCCGCGACUUCCUCUCCGCCGACUUCGACGCCGCAGCCUACCUGUCGGCCCUACACUCGGGCGGCCCCGCGGCGCGGCACCAGACGCUCGGGGACCUGCGCACGGAGCUACGCGAGCGCAGCGCCGCCGCCAGCGCCGAGCUGCUGUCGCUCGUCAACGCAAACUACGCCGCCUUCCUGGGCCUCGGCGACGGCCUGCGCGGCGGCGAGGACCGCGUCGAGGGCCUGCGCGUCGCCCUGCUCGGCUUCCGCAGGGCCGUCGCCGAGCUGCUGGCGCGCGUCGCCGAGCGGAGGAAGGGCGUCGCCGCCCUGGCGGGCGAGCUGGCGCGCGUGAGGGCCGCCGUCGAGCUGGGGAGGCGGAUGGUCGAGCUGGAUGAUCGGGUUGCUGUGCUAGAGGAUCGGUUGGCUGUGGGGGGGUAUGGGGCUGCAACGAGGAAGGCGGGGGUGGUUGGCGGUGGCGGGGAGCAUGACGACGGCGUGUGGGGCGAAGUUGAGAGCAGUGAUGAGGAAGAUGACGAGGAAGAUGACGAGGACGAGGACGAGGACGACGGUGAGGGGUUCGGCGGCAGCAGCCCGGCCAAGUUGACUGCCCUGGUGAUGGACUAUCUUGCCGCGGAGGAGCUUGCCGACGCCAUCGGGAGAGAUAUGCCGUUCGUCAAGAAGAUGGAUGAGAGGACGACGAAAUGCCGGAGCACGAUUCUUCUAGACCUGGGCACGGCAUUGAGGGAAGCCCGCAAAGCAGGGGCGAAGGGUCACACCCGCCUCGUGAAGUUGCUUGGGAUAUACAGGGUUCUCGACGCAGAUGUCGAGGCGGUGCGCGUCCUCAAGGGGAAAUAGACACCCGAGUUUCAAACCAGUCUAGCGCGAGACAUUAGAGUCAAGGGCAGACGAAACGACUUUAAGAUACCCAGAAGAUAGACAGAUUCUCAAGAUUUCCUUGCUCUACAAGUGAUACAUGGUAUUUUUACAAAACAGCAGCCUUCCUUGCUCCCUCCCAGGAAUUUACAUAGGACCCUCCAGGUGCGCAGGCUGGAUCUUGUUGUCGGUUGAGUUGAAGGUACCGUUCAGACUGAAGCCGGGGCCGUUGGUCGAGCUGAUAACCACCUCCUCGAUCUUCUUGUCGACCUGUUCCUCCAAGCUAGAGA
Messenger RNA from Phialemonium atrogriseum, 1705 nucleotides. RefSeq names its product oligomeric golgi complex component, COG2-domain-containing protein. The coding region runs from base 342 to 1397 and encodes 351 amino acids. The transcript has a single exon. Gene Ontology annotation, cellular component: COG complex; membrane. Gene Ontology annotation, biological process: intra-Golgi vesicle-mediated transport; protein transport; Golgi organization. NCBI's taxonomy places the organism in Eukaryota, Fungi, Ascomycota, Sordariomycetes, Cephalothecales, Cephalothecaceae. The record is from RefSeq and is a predicted model, not a curated record.